AUGUCCUUCCUCUCCGAAAUUUUUGGCUCACGCAACGUGAUUGCUGAAUCACCACGGGACGUCAAUGAUGGCAUCAAAACGGGCAACGAGUCCGGCAGCGGCGGUACUGCUCAGCAGCGCGGUCACGCAGGCGUCAAGGGUGGCGCCAGCGCCUCGACACCCACGAGCAGGUCGACGCAUACCGAGAGCGCCGAGGAAGCGGAGGUGAAUAAGCAGGAUGCGAAGAAGAGUGGUGGCAGUGGUGGCUCUGGUGGGUCUAGCGGAGGAAGAGAAGGUAGCGGAGGUAGUGGGAUUGAGGCGAAGUUGAAAGACUGUGUCACAUCGAAGGAAGUCAAUCCGGCGAAGAAGCAAUACAGCGAUUGCGUCUCGAACGGGAAGGGGGACUGCACAGAAGAGCUCGUGAAUUUGGCACAGCGCAUCACUAAAUGUGCUGCUCCGGACAAGUUCGACGGCCAGAAAUAA
This is a messenger RNA of Lasiodiplodia theobromae, 462 nucleotides long. Its product is annotated as Cell envelope integrity inner membrane protein. NCBI's taxonomy places the organism in Eukaryota, Fungi, Ascomycota, Dothideomycetes, Botryosphaeriales, Botryosphaeriaceae. The coding region runs from base 1 to 462 and encodes 153 amino acids. The transcript is spliced from 3 exons. The record is from RefSeq and is a predicted model, not a curated record.